GCAGCCUUUAAUUUUCCCUGGAAAUGUGUUUGCAUUUCUCCCCCUCCUCCUUCCUCUGCCACAACUUUUGUUUGGCCACGGCCAGACAUACACCCAGCCUGGGGGUGUGUGUGUUCACUCUCUGGAUGACUAUAUAAGUGGACAGACGCCAGGCAGGGGAGCUAAGCUAGGAGCUCCUUUUGCAGAAGCAGGAGGAGGCAGAGACAGGAGGCGAGACCAAGGAAGGGCAUUGCGGGACUCCUGUGACGGGCAGCAUGGCAGAAGAUCUCCAGCUAGAAACAUGGGACCUGGAAUGCGAGCGCAACAAUCGGGAGCACCGGACCUCCGAGAACGGCAACGAGCGUCUGAUCGUGCGCAGGGGGCAGCCGUUCACCAUCACGCUGCACUUUUCCGGGAGGGAGUACCAGGAAGGCGUGGACCAGCUCACGUUCCACGUUGAGACAGGGCCCUGCCCCAUCGAGACAUCGGGGACCAGAUCUCUCUUUCCGCUUUCCUGCUCCCUGGAAGAGGCUGUCUGGAGCUCAGCCGUUGAGCACCAGGAGGGGACCUCUCUGACUCUGUCCAUCUCCUCCCCUCCUGACGCCCGGAUCGGCCGCUACCGCCUGACCAUGGACGCUGCCACUGACCAUCAGGGCUCCAGCUUCAGCCUGGGCGAAUUUGUCCUGCUCUUCAACCCUUGGUGCCCAGCGGAUUCUGUCUCCCUGGAGAGCGAAGAGCAGCGUGUGGAAUACGUGUUGACCCAGCAUGGCCAGAUCUACCAGGGAUCCAAGGAUUACAUCUACUCGAUCCCAUGGAACUUUGGCCAGUUUGAAGAUGACAUUCUGGACAUCUGCCUCCAGCUGUUGGACACCAACCCCAAGUUCCUCCGAAACCAGGAUAAGGACUGCUCCCGACGCAACAGCCCUGUCUAUAUCAGCAGGGUAGUGAGCGCCAUGGUGAACUGCAACGAUGACCAAGGCAUCCUGCUCGGGCGCUGGGACAACCAGUAUGACGACGGUGUGAGCCCCAUGGCCUGGAACGGGAGCGUGGACAUCCUCCAGAGGUGGCAGAAAUAUGGGUGCCAGCCAGUCCGGUACGGGCAGUGCUGGGUCUUUGCUGCUGUGGCCUGCACAGUGCUGAGGUCCCUGGGGAUCCCCACCCGCGUGGUCACCAACUACAACUCUGCCCACGACACCAACGGCAACUUGGUCAUAGAGCAGUAUUUGGAUGAGAACGGGAAGCUGCAGCAGGGCAACCGGGAGCUCAUCUGGAAUUAUCACUGCUGGAACGAGUCCUGGAUGACCCGCCCUGAUCUCCCAGGCGGCUAUGACGGCUGGCAGGCUGUGGACCCAACUCCCCAGGAAAAAAGCGAAGGAGUCUACUGCUGUGGCCCCACUCCAGUCCGAGCUGUCAAGGAAGGAGACCUGAAGCUGAAGUACGAUGUGAAGUUUGUCUUCGCCGAGGUCAACGCAGACGUGGCUUAUUUGAUGCUGCAGAGCGACAUGUCUCGGAAGAGGACCACCUACUCCUCUCUGGUGGGAAAGCACAUCAGCACCAAGAGCAUUGGCAGGGAUGCCAAGGAGGACAUCACCCACAACUACAAGUACCCAGAAGACUCAGAGGAGGAGAGGUCCGUCUUUGAGAAGGCGAAGCACCAGAAGGUCUACCCGCCAUCAGAAAAGGGCUUGAAAGUAAAAAUCAAGGCCUCUGAAGGGAUGAACAACGGGUGCGACUUUGACGUCUUUGCCGUCAUCAACAACAACACGGACACCGAGCGCCGAUGCCGGCUUAUGUUUGGCGCCCGGACUGUCACCUACAACGGGACGCUGGGGCCAGAAUGCGGGAGCAAAGACCUGCUCAACGUCAACCUGGAGCCCUACGCAGAGAGGGUCGUCCCCUUGCGCAUCCUCUACGAGAAGUACGGCGACUGCCUGACGCAGGACAAUAUGAUCAAGGUGAUGGCUCUCUUGAAGGAGCAUGAGACCAACGAGAUCGUCCUUGAGUCCAGGAACAUCUAUGUCAAAAACCCAGAUAUCAAAGUCCGGAUCUUGGGGGAGCCAGUUCAGAAGCGGAGGCUGGUGGCCGAGCUGACACUGAAGAACCCCCUUCCGACCCCCCUGAAUGGCUGCCUCUUCGCCGUCGAGGGUGCCGGCCUGACAGAAGGGCAGAAGAUCCAGGAGCUGGACAGCCCCGUCGGGCCGGGUGAGGACGCCAAGGUGAGGGUGGAGUUUGUGCCCCGCCAGUCGGGCCUGAGGAAGCUGGUGGUGGAUUUUGAGAGCGACAAGCUGAAGGGGGUGAAGGGCUACCGGAACGUCAUCAUCGCCCCCCUGCCCAAAUGAUGUGCCGCCCUGCCCUGCCCGGGAAGAGGGUUACUUUGCUGGCCCGGCCUGAAAUCCAUCGCCUGAAGCCGCCUCUUUAGAAAGACGGGUGAUUCCGGCAGCAACGGGGACCCUGGAAAACUCCCCUAGUGUACACUCAAAUGUGACAAUAUUGCAAGGAGCCACCACCCCCAACUGCUCCUUCACCAAGGAGCCGAAAUUUGGUCCUAGCUAGACCCUCCCCUGCAAAAAAAAUAUAUAUUUUUGUGGCUUUUUCAAAGAGGUCAUCUAGUCCAACCCCCUCUAAUGCAGGAAUUACGGCUGAAGAAUCCCAGUUGGAAAACCUCCAGUGGAGUUUAGAAAGUUCCUCCUGAUGUUAUUUGCGCACACAGCAGAAAUGUAUCGCUUUGGGCCACAGACGGGGCGGGAACUUUUUGAGAGUUCCCCCGUGAAAAAUGACAUCACACGCAAAACUCCCCCGGCAGCGCCUGGCAAGUUUGCAGACUCCCUGGGCUGCUGGUUUUCUGUCUUCAAGGGAGUUGGAGCAAUAAAUAAAGCUCCGUCCUUCCACCUCAGGAGGACUUGAACCCCUUAUUUCCCCUCCGUCUGCUGUGUCCGUAAGACAGGAAUAUCUCCUGCCCAGAAAUGGGUGGCCCUUAAUGUCCAGCUGUCUGCAGCCCCAACAAAAUGUGACAUGCCCUUCCCCGAAGUCGCAGGGGAGAGGGACGCAAAUAUUGUAAGCUGCUUGCUGCAUCAUGCCAAAAAUAAAGAAAAUAAUAUAUAUCUAGAUUCUGGCACCAGCAGCCACCAGAAAUGUACGGCAGCAAGUACAGACUUCUGCUGUGCCAGUCCUGAAAGACCCACCUAACCCGGCAUCCUGUUCUCAAAUCCUGAUCAUCAAAUGCCUCUAUUGGGAAACCCGCAAGCGGCAUUCGAACACAGAACCCCUCUCCACUCCUGCAGUUUAGUAGCUAGUAGCCAUCAAUAGUCUCCUCCCCCUCCAGGAAUUUGCCCCGCCCUCUUUUAAAGUUGGUCCCUGCCCCAUGUGGGAGGGAGUUCCGCAGUCUAACCGUUCACCAAGGCCCAGGGUUUCGCACUGAUGGCACAAGCGCUUUGUCUAAAAACUGUGGCGAGCGGAGUUUUAUUUCGUGUUUGAAACCAGGGAAGAUCUGGCUGGGUGGGACAGGAGAAGGAGUCUGCCAACGACCAUCGGAUAAACAGAGACGUCAAAGGCACUCAGCGCUGCCAAGACAGAUGCUGGCCAGAGGCACCAGCUCUACUUGGGCUUAGAAGCACCAGCCUCAAAUCCUUUCCCUGGGCCAUCUUUAAGUAUUUAGCUGGAGAAACAAACUCUCUAUGUUCGUUAGAAGGCAUGGCAGGGGAAAAAAUGAAAAUUGAGAGCCAGGACUGUGGAGGAGAAGGAAGGCAGAGAAAGCAGCUUUCUUACCCCUUCCAGUGCGGUUUCUGGGGAACAGAAAGACAAGCGCAAUUUCUUGGUGGAGGCAUUUCUUGCUAAGAAGCUCCCAGGUCCACACUUUGCAGAAAGAUUCAUUUAUUUUUUUAAAAAGCUGACCCAAGAAACAAAGGGCUUAAUAAUGUGAGCAAUGUAAUAUGUACAUACCUAUAGAUAUAUUUGUGUACCGUGAUGCUAUGUGUAAUCUCAAAUGUGCAGAGGAGAAGGUGGUUUGCCGGCUUCGCUUGAUCCUUUCUAGCUGACGCUCGCGGCAAAUGCUGUGUUCUCAGAGCCGGGUAUUUCACCCGUGGAACUAUGCAAUCACUGAAUAAAGAGUUAAUUUUUCACCUUC
Messenger RNA from Podarcis muralis (Common wall lizard), 4102 nucleotides. RefSeq names its product transglutaminase 2 (gene TGM2). Gene Ontology annotation, biological process: peptide cross-linking. Gene Ontology annotation, cellular component: mitochondrion. NCBI's taxonomy places the organism in Eukaryota, Metazoa, Chordata, Lepidosauria, Squamata, Lacertidae. The record is from RefSeq and is a predicted model, not a curated record. Gene Ontology annotation, molecular function: protein-glutamine gamma-glutamyltransferase activity.